Molecule: messenger RNA, 7212 nt
Organism: Mytilus trossulus (common blue mussel)
Lineage: Eukaryota; Metazoa; Mollusca; Bivalvia; Mytilida; Mytilidae
Product: zinc finger protein 532-like
Exons: 5
Coding region: 209-5560 (1783 amino acids)
Source: RefSeq, a predicted model, not a curated record
UGUCAAGCGGUUUUCGAGAAUUGUGGGAUAGAUCACGUGACAUGCUGAUCGAAAAAAAAAAAGAGGAUGAUCUUUCUCCAACUAGUCAACAUACUUUCAAAACAUCGAUAACGUAACCAAUGGACUUACAUGUACAUUAAAAGAAAGUAAUAAAUGGUAAACAGAACAGUUAAAAGAGAAAUAUUAAUUAAAGGAUGAGUUUGUAGAAAUGGAAAUAAACAGCCCAACAAUUCAGCAGGAGACUUCAGUAAAUCGUUCCCCAAUACUAGACUGUGAAAUGGCUGAAGAAACCAUGUCUGACCAGCAUACAACAGACUUGGUAGGAAACAGCCAUUCCAUUACUGAUUCUGGGAACUCUGAAAGUACAGAGAAACCAGAUGAUACAACACAACCAGAUGAAACAAACAUAGAGGCUUUGCCAUCAACUUCUGUAGACAAAAUAGAAAAGGACUUGGAGGUUGGUAAUGGUAUGGAGUGUCUUGAUGAAUUAGAUGGAUCUUCUAGACCUACCAAUAAUGGAGGUGAUCCUGAGAUGGAGGUUGUUACUGAUAUGGAGUUUCAGGAUGGAUCUGCUGUACCUGUUACAGAUGACACAACCAUUAAAGAAAGUAAUCCUGUCAAUGCUGAGGACAAUGAGAUUGGUGGAACAGUAGCACAAGAAAGUCCCUUAUCACAGAGAGAUAUUCAAGACAAGAAUGAGAUGAACUUAAGUGAAAAAUCCUCAUCAAUGGAAGUUACAAGGGGAAUUAAUAGUCCUGUGCAGGAAGAUAAUCAGGAACUGGUUGGAGAUGAUUGUGCUGAUGAGGUUCCCAUGAAUGAGCAAGCACAUGUAACAACUGAUGUCUCUGAUUCCAGACAAAUAGCUGAUUCUACUAAUUUUGAUAGAGCAAAUGAUAUAAAUGACUCUGAAGAGAGUUUUCAAAGCAGUGAGGAUACACCAAAUGCCUACACAAGUUGCAGUCCAAAUAAUGUCAGUCUACCCAAUGUGGAGGAAAAGCAAAUUUCCGAUCAGACAGUUUCGAGCUCAGAUAAUCAAAAUGAGGAAGAACCAAACAUUAAAUCAAAACAAAAUGAGAAUAUUUGGGACAAACUCCAAGAAACAGGUCAGUUUAAUAGUAGCUUUGAAACUCCUUCCAUGGAAGAUAACUCAUGUACACAGAAAAAUUUGGAGAAUCUGCCAAAAACAAAUGAGUCACAACAAGCAGUGAACCCAGCAAGUUCUGAGUUCAAGAUGUCUGACUCAGAAAGGGGGACAACUACAGAUGAUGAUGUUAUGGACUUCUCUAUAGGAAUCCAAGGAGAUAUCAAUGAGGAUUGCAGGGAACAUGAAGUUACAGGAGAUCAAAGUUCUCAAAAGCAAGAUGUUGAUGAUGAUCAGCUUAUGGAACCUGACUCGCAGGACCCCCAUUCUGAACCAGCCUCUCAGGGAACUCAUUCUAAACAGGACAUCACUGCUGAACCUUCCAGUAGCAACUUUUUACAAAAAAUCUCAAAUGUUAUCAGGAAAAUUGAUUCUUCAAAAUCUAUUACAGCUCAAAAGAAAGACAGAGAUAAUAUUUUUUCUGUGCUGAGAGCAGAAAUUACACAUGAGAAUACCUCAAAUUCUGAAAAAGAUGCUACUCUUAUCCAGGAAACUGAUCAUAGAAUAAAUGUAACUUAUAAGGAGAAAAUUUUAGACAUGGAUGAACAAAAUCAGAUUGAUAAGGAAAUGCCUAAGACAUCAGAAGAAAUUCAAGCUGUGGAAGUUCAGUAUAGUGAGACAUCUUUGAAUAAAACCACUGGUAUUCCACUUGAAGAAAGUUCAGAUGGUAAAGUAACAACAGAAAUUAAUGCUAAAAAUCCAGAUCUACACAGCAAUGAAAAUGAACCUGAUCAUAGCAAAAGUCCAACACCAGGUCUUCAGUCAUCCUCUUCAGUUAGUAGCCAAGUAACAGUUGACAUGACAAACAAAACCAAUGAGCCAGAAAUUGUUUCACCACUUAGGACUGAGGGUGAAAGGUCAUUUAUGCAGGCUUUAAUACCAGCAAGUCAGUCAGAUACAACUACAAUUUUACCAACAAGUGCAAUUAAAACAGAAAACAGUUUUAGUUUGGGACCAAUGGAAGAAUCUGGGGAUAUUUUAGAUAUUUUAGCUUCAACAAACUCUGAAACAUUGACUACAAAUGCUAGUCCAACUGAUAAAAGUAAUACACCAACUUCAACAGUUUCUACAUCUGGAACAUUCCAUCCUCCUGCAGGAAUCAGAAUAAAACAGGAACCAGUUGAUACUUAUAACAAUAAAUCCAGUAUGAUGGCCAGCCCAAUGCCCCCUGCAAUUUCAACAUCAAAUAGUCUUGAACAUUUGUCCAGACAAGUUGAUAAUCUUGUAAGGCCAAGAAUACACAAUAUAGCUAGAAAAAGCACAACAGGGAGACCACAUUCAAACAGAAGACCAAAGCCUACACCACCUGUAGAUAUGAGCUGUAAUUCCUAUCCCAAUAAUAAUGUGUCCAUAACUCCUCUACAGAUACAACCAAGCAUGCUGCCAAGAAGUAAUGUAACCAAUGUUAUACAGGCAGGACCUAGGGUAGUGCUGCAGCCACAGGCACCACCCACAAUUGUUGUGUCAUCUUCUAGUUUGUUAUAUCCUGUACCCAGUGUACAAGUUGUACAUUCUAGACAAGGACAACCUGUUCAAUCUAAACCAGGGCCUGUAGCUACCCCGGUGCAAACUUUAACCGUAGUGUCUAACGGAAAGACGUUAAAUGUUCCAGCGUCUUCAGUGUUUACAGUAACCAAAGUAGGUCCAUCAACAAGUACUUCCAAAGCUACCUCACAACAGUUGCCAUUAUCUAAAAGUACAAUCAAUAUCGACACAGUUGGGUUAAGUGCCAUAACAGAAUUGAUAGCCAGGAAAAACCCAAUACCUAAUUAUAAACCACCACCAGUACCAGAUAAUUUAAAAUCCAUUAUUGCAGAAGAAAAAUGCAAAAAUAUUUGCUAUGAAUGUGGUGAUACAUUCUUAUUCGAGUCUAGUUUGAAAGUUCAUAGGUCAAGGACAAGUAUGUCUUUAAGCUACAGAUGUGAAGAAUGUAAAUCAACAAAGAUCUUCUUCAACAAAUGUCAGUUUUUAGGGCAUUUGAGAAAUCAUUUAAAUAUUGACAAGUCACAAGCUGUCCCAAUUCAUAUAAAGUCGGACUCAAUUUCCAUAACAACAUUGGACCAUGGUUCAAACAUGAACUACUUGUUUAAAUGGCUUGAUGACAUAGAUACAAAACCAGAGUCACUUCCAACAAGACCAAAGGUGAAUCCGUCAGUUGUCAAACCAAAAGAAGUACAGAAAAAAACAGUACUUGUUCAUUGUCCUUCAAAAGACCAGUCACCGUCAAAACCAGUAAAAAGUACUACGAUCAAGAAGGAAGAAGGGUUUCAUAGAUGCCAUGAGUGUGGAGGUAUUUAUAAACAAGUCUAUAAACAUUUUGGCUACGAUAACGAGGAAAUGGGUACACAGUACUCGUGCACUACAUGUAAGAAACUACAUACAACUAUUUGUUCGGCAAGAGCACAUAAGCGUAUCCAUGAUGACAAGGAACCAUAUAUUUGUCCAGAAUGUGGCAAAAGUUUCUCAACAUUGUACGUUGACGACAAGAUGUCUAAUCCUAAAGAAUCCUUUGCCUAUCAUGUGUAUUACACCUGUUUCCACACCAGUCGUAUGAGGAAAAUAAAAUGUACAAAAUGUGAGAAUGAUGUAAUAUGUACUUCUCUCCAGGAUUAUCAGUUACAUCUAUCAGAGAAGUUAGAACAGUAUUACAAAUGUCAGCAUUGUCCCAUGGCUUUCAAACUACCACAAUCAUUUCAGAAACAUUUAGCAACACAUGAGAAUUUAGGCACUAAAAGAAGCUACAAGGUGAUUUAUCGAUGUCAUUUGUGUGAUUCAGUGAUGGAUGAUAAAUCUGUGUUGGAUAUACACAUAACAAAACAUGUCAACGAGGCAAAAAUGAAAAGUAUUGUGGAGUACCGUUGUAGAUUUUGCAAGGAAUGGUUCAAAACACGCACAGAAAUAAAAGUACACACAAGAAACAAACAUGGCAGCAUAGUUGACAAGCCAAAUAGUGGCCCCAAUAAGAUGUACACUUGUAAAUGUCAAGAUUGUGGAAAAUAUUUCGAACAUCUUUCUGAAAUUCUGAAGCAUGAGCUGUUGAUGCAUUCUGUUAAGGCAUCAGAACAACAGAUGACAAACUACAAAUGUCGCACAUGUGGACUCAUUAUUUUCUAUGGUAAUGGUGGAAAUAAAACACAUUACUGUAUCAACCCAGAUCCAACCAAGGCAGCAACCAUUAAACACUUUGAAGCAAUGAAAGACAAAAGGCUGAUGAAGAAAGGUAAUAUUCAGUCUGAGGUAGAGGAAGAUAGUGGUCCAUUUAUAUGUUCAUUAUGUUCUAAAGAAGAGACAUCUCGUAAAUCUUUACAAGGUCACUUGUUAUAUCAUCAGACCAAAGGAGAUUUGGUCUGUUACAUGUGUCAGCGUCAGGAGUUCUCUACCUUAGCAGCUGUACAUGAACAUCAAAGAGUAUGCCCACAGAAGGUUGAAAAACAAAUUGAUGUAAAGGAUACAAAAAAGAAAAGAGUGAGAAAGAAGAAACAAGUACUUCCCUGUAUAGAGUAUCCAUGUGAUGUCUGUGGCUUUUCUUGCUUCAACAAAACAGAUCUUGCUAAACACCACAAAGAACAUCACAGCGAUACAGGAAUCUAUCCCUGUCAUUUAUGUAGCUCAACAUACCAGUCACAGGAAAUGUUGAGAAAACAUAUAAUGGUGACCCAUGAAGGGAGGAAAGUACAACUAUCAUGCCAUGUCUGUAAAAAACGGGGAAUCAAGAAGAUGUUUUACUCUAAAGAAAAACUUGAAAAGCAUUUAUCCAUGAAACAUAAAAAUUCUCGACACAAAACCCCAGACUCUGACACUAUGGUAAAAGAUACUGAUUUAAUUGACACUGUUUCAGAAUCAGAUGCAGCAAAUGAAUCUGUCAAACGAAAGCAUGGUGAACUGGACAAUUCUGGUCCAUUCAAAAAGUUACGGGUGGAUGGUGAAGCUCUGUUCACAUGUGCAAAAUGUUCAUUCACCAGCAAUGAAAGAACAAGCUUCGUAACUCAUUUAACAGAACAUAAAUUGGAGAAUUCUGUUCAGUGUUUAGAAUGUGGGCUAAAUUUUGCUGUAAUGCCUUCUUUAAACAAACAUUUGUUUAUGGUGCACAAAAUCAGAGAUUUUGAAAAGUAUUGUAAAGAGAAUGAUAUUUCUGAAUUACCUGAUGCGUUGAUGGAUGACAGUGAAAUCAGAAAAGGUCUUAUAAGUGAAAGUGAAAGUGAUGAAGUGGAUGUGGAAGAGAAUGCAGAACCCCUCAAUCCACUGGAGUGUAGAGUAUGUUCUAAAGUAUUUGAUAAUGAGGCUGCCGUCAAAUCACAUUUACGAACUCAUGGUAUGGCUUUUAUCAGGAACAGACGUGCCAAGGCUAACUCACAAAGUAAAGAUACUGUCAAUGGAGGAGAGGAUACUAGCUUAAGUGACAGUAGCUCUAAGAAUUGAUGUCAUCAGAUUUCAACAUUUUUAAUAGGCUGAUAGAUGUCUACAUACUCACCCUUUGUCAAUCUAAGGGGUAUAUUGUUGAUUCAUUGACAAUUAUAUAGGCAUCACCUUUUUUUAAUAUUAAGAUUUCAUAUUACAGCUUGUUUCCUUUUAAUCUAUUAUAUUUAGAUUUUUUCAUAUGAAAUGAAGUAUAGGUAAAUAUGUUAGUGUAUAUAUAUAAUUAUUAUUAUUGAACUAUUUUUUUUUGUAAAAAGGUUUUAAAAUCUAAAAAAAAAGGACAAAAUAUUUGAUACCAAUCAUUCAAGUAUUAGUAUUAAUUUUUGAAUAAUUCCUGAACUAUCUGUAUUUUUUUAACUUAUCUGAUACAUUUAAUUAUAUAUUAUUAUUUGACAAUAAACUUUAUAUCCCUAAAGUAAACCAUUUUGCUUCAUCAUUUGUAAGUUCAAACCCUGAAAAUUAACAAGUUUAAAGAUUGGAAAAAAAAGUUUUAUCAUGUUAAAUUUGAGAUUUAUUUAUUAUUCUUUAGUCCAAUGAAUUAUUUGUCCACAGAAAGGUUUUAACUGUCUUCUGAACUUGAUUAAAUUCAAUAAUGUGUUAGUUGUCUAUUGUUUUGAACAAUAUCAAUUAUUUUGAUUGAUUUUGUUUUAUCUGAACUAAGAAAUCUUUGUUUAUUAUACCUGCUAUAAACAGAUAUACCAGCUGAUCAAAAGAUUUUGUCAUCUUUUUGUUACCAUAAUAUUUGCCAUAAUGUUUUUACCAAAGAUUAACUUAUGUCAUGCUUGCAAAUGGUAAAUUCAGAGUUCUCUCUGUAUAAUGUAAAUUCAGAAACUAUUGUGUACAUUAAUUAUUGUGAUUUGUAAAGAAUGGACAAAACAAUAGAUUUAAUAUUGCGAUUUUUGUAAAUGCUACAUACAUGUAAUUCAUCAAAAUUUUAAAGUGCUUUUUUUUUGGUGGCCACAAACUAUUCUGAUGCAGCUUUUGCAGUUAUAUAAACUGUUUAAAAAUGUUACGGUAUGCUGCAAAACUUCUAGAAACAUUUCUUUUGGAUUUUUGCAGUCAAACUGCAAUAAUCAUAGAUGUAAUGUGAGUUUUAUAUUGAGACAUGGUUAAUACUUAAGGUAGCAUAUUUUAUGAGUUCUACCAAAAAAUGAUGAAUUGAUUCUAAUAAUUUAUCAAAUACAGUUAUAAUUCCAGUUCUUAAAUGUUUUAUAACUAGGGUACUGUGGAUUUCAUUUAUUUUUGUGGGUACCAUUUUUUAUGAAAUAUUAAUUUUUGUUUUUGCCAAAGUCUGCUUGUAAGCAUUUACAAAACUUGCACUUCAUUCUUUCAACGUUUGAAUUUUUGGUUCAAUGUGUAUUCUGAAAAUAAAAUUGGAAUGUUUUUAAGCAAUAUUUUUGGUAAAUAAAAAGACAAAAAUGGGAUGUCAUUUUAGUUCAUUUAUUCAUUAAUAAUUUAAGUUAUCUCUCCUUAUAAAUUUUUGUCUAUUUAUUAUGAUUUUUUUUGUUCAAUUUUGUAAAUGAAUUUUUGCUAUAGAUAAACAAGUGUUACAAAUGAGUUAUAUAUCUAGAUCUAAAUAUACAGAUAUCAGAGAAAAAUUCUGCCUAUCGAUUGCAUUUCUAAGAUUUGAAUAAAACUUCUAUGCUUCUAUCGAA